AAUACGAGUAGUUACAUAAUUCAUAAGAACAGCGGUAGUGGCUAGUUAUCAGAAAAUCAACCGCAGUUUUCAACCUGCCUCUUUUGUGAGUCCUCAUUGUUGACUAGACUGAAUUGUACUACACUUUUCACAGGGUUUGUGUCGGAGGAUCACUUUUACUUUACCUGGGAUUGGAGAGUGACAUCUUGACUGACGUACUGAAACCACCGCAGAAGAGAUCAUGGUCGUCUGGAGAGAACUGUGGUCCAGGAGCCUCCUGGCUCUCUCUUUGUUUGUCUACAUCCUUCUCACCCUGGAUGUACAUGCACGCCCGGCCAACAUGUCAUCCUCCAAGGAUAAGUCUCCAGCCACUAAAGACGAGAACGAGAUCCUUCCGCCGGACCACCUGAACGGGUUAAAGUUGGAGAUGGAUGGUCAUCUCAACAAGGACUUCCAUCAGGAGGUGUUCCUGGGAAAGGAGAUGGAGGAGUUUGAUGAGGAUUCAGAGCCAAGAAGGAACAGGAGGAAGCUUAUUGAGAUUUUUACCAAAGUUGACGUCAACAAGGACCGCAGUGUGAGUGCCAAGGAGAUGCAGCACUGGAUCGUGGAGAAGACGAAGGAGCACUUCAAGGAGGCCAUGAAGGAGAACAAGAACAGUUUCCAUGCUGUGGAUCCAGAUGGGGAUGGUUAUGUAACAUGGAAUGAAUAUAAAGUGAAGUUUCUGGCCAGCAAAGGUUUUGAUGAAAUAGAGAUUGCUGAUAAAAUAAAGAAGAAUGAAGAGCUGAAACUGGAUGAGGACACUCAGGAGGUGUUGGAGAGCUUGAAGGACCGCUGGUUUCAGGCUGAUAACCCUCCUGCCGACCAGCAGCUGGAUGAAGAAGAGUUCCUCUCCUUCCUCCACCCUGAGCACAGCAAAGGCAUGCUCAGAUACAUGGUGAAGGAAAUAGUGCGAGACUUGGACCAGGACAGCGACUGGAAACUGACCCUGUCAGAGUUCAUCUCUUUACCUGUGGGCACCGUGGAGAACCAACAGGGGCAGGACAUUGAUGACGACUGGGUCAAAGAGAGGAAGAAGGAGUUUGAAGAUGUCAUUGACUCGAACCAUGAUGGUAUCGUAACCAUGAACGAACUGGAGGAGUACAUGGACCCGAUGAACGAGCACAACGCCCUGAAUGAGGCCAAGCAGAUGAUCGCCGUCGCAGACGAGAACCAGAAUCACCGCUUGGAGUUGGAAGAGAUCCUCAGAUACAGCGAAUACUUCACAGGCAGCAAGCUCAUGGAUUACGCCAGAAACGUGCACGAGGAAUUCUGAGCACAAAGUUAAGAGACACCUUCGCACUUCCACACACACACAAGCUCCUAGAUCUGCUUCAGGGACAUGGCGAUAAGAUGUUCUACUGUCUAGUUUUCUGUUUAAUCUCAUCACCGGCCUGUUUCAACACUGACUCUUUACCUCCCCCCUAAACAUCAAAGCUAACAGUCUACCUUUUGUGCAUCGGUGGGUAAUUUUGGGAUUUUGUCUUCUCCAAAUGAAUUCCUGAAAUUGUGAAAUGUGUGUAUAUGAUGAAUUUUGGUCCAGGUGAGGCUGUUUGUUUUGGGCUGAUGCAACCAUCUAGCCAGCAUGUUUGUAUACAGUGUAAAAAUUCACAUUUGCUGCAUAGCCAUACAUUGUUUUUGGAGAGAACAGAGCUGCUCAGGUGUAACAUAGAUGGCUAGUCUUGUUAAGUCAUUCAGUUCUGAUUAUCUUCCAAAAUGGAUUUCUGCUGCUUUUCAGUGUGUGCAGGAAUAACCGGACUCAUUGAAAACCUGUUAUUAUUCAUAGAAGCAGCAUCAGUGAUAAACAUCGCUUAAAACAUUAAAAAAGAAAUUAAUAUAUAUAUAUUAUGAGUGGUUGAUGUUUUGAUGACAACGAAACGGUCAUCACGAUAAAUAAACUGCACCUGAAUGCAACACGGCAUCUUCUUUUAUAUUAAACAAAGCUCUGAGUUUUCCUAACAGCAGCUUGUCUUCUUUAUGCUUUCAUUCAUGCGGAUGAAGAUGGAUUUUAUUUAUUGACCUGUUUCAUUUUGAAUGUUUAAAUGCCUUGCACAUAUUUACUGCAGGUGUCCUUGUGUUGGUUCUUCAUAAUUAUUCUAGUUUGUGUUUAAUUCUCUAGUAGUAAUGUUUUUUUUUUAAUGCAUGGAGAAAAAAAUUUAAGUUGAUACGUUUAGUGUUUGGGCUCCUGCUGCUGGCUGUGCUUUCCUCAGUCUGAUUGUAAAAUAAGAUUUCUAACAGAAUGUGUCAGCUUUAUAAAAUGUACCACAAAUAAACAAGAAAAUAAUAAACAUUUCUUAUCAACUAAAA
Girardinichthys multiradiatus is the source of this 2322-nucleotide messenger RNA. RefSeq names its product stromal cell derived factor 4 (gene sdf4). Gene Ontology annotation, molecular function: calcium ion binding. Gene Ontology annotation, cellular component: endoplasmic reticulum. Lineage: Eukaryota; Metazoa; Chordata; Actinopteri; Cyprinodontiformes; Goodeidae. The transcript has 7 exons. Bases 221 to 1291 code for a protein of 356 amino acids. The record is from RefSeq and is a predicted model, not a curated record. Gene Ontology annotation, biological process: calcium-ion regulated exocytosis.